Talaromyces proteolyticus is the source of this 1765-nucleotide messenger RNA. RefSeq lists its product as uncharacterized. The coding region runs from base 112 to 1416 and encodes 434 amino acids. The transcript is spliced from 2 exons. NCBI's taxonomy places the organism in Eukaryota, Fungi, Ascomycota, Eurotiomycetes, Eurotiales, Trichocomaceae. The record is from RefSeq and is a predicted model, not a curated record.
CUCUGGAUUCCAUAUUCCAUCUAUCGUUUAUCAGAUCGACAGAAUAGCCCUGGUUGGCAUUCUGUUUACUACAACACGGAAUCAACACUGCAACUCAGAACUUGCUUCAAAAUGAAGAACACAUUCGCUAUCUACGCCUUCCUGGCCUCAACUGUCUCUGCGCACAUGCAGAUGAGCGACCCCUAUCCCAUUCGCAGCCCUCUGAAUCCAAAUGGCGGGGACAACAAGGAUUAUUCCUACACCAGCCCUCUGUCCUCCUCAGGAUCCGACUACCCAUGCAAAGGAUAUCAGAAUGAUGCAUUCAAAUCGGUUGCUACAUACCAAGCGGGCCAGCAAUACGGCAUGUCAUUGUCUGGCAGCGCCACGCAUGGCGGCGGCUCGUGUCAAUUGUCCCUCUCUUACGACACCGGCAAGACAUUCACUGUCAUUGAGUCAAUGGAAGGUGGAUGCCCUCUGACUUCCAACUAUACGUUCACCAUCCCCUCGGACGCUCCAUCUGGAAACGCUCUUUUUGCCUGGAGCUGGUUUAACAAGAUUGGUAAUCGGGAAAUGUAUAUGAACUGCGCCCAGGUUACUAUCAAGGGCGGUUCUAGCAAACGUGCUCAUGCCCGUGAUCUCCUCGCUGCUCGUGCGGGAACUGCUUACAGCUCUCGUCCUCCAAUGUUCAUUGCCAACGUCAACGGACCUGGUGGUUGCACAACUACUGCCGGUCAAGAAGUUAAAUUCCCUGAGCCUGGACCUGAUGUCGUGGGAAGUGUGGCAGACACUGGUUAUACCUGCUCUGGCUCUGCAGACUUCCUCGGCUCUGGUGGGUCGUCUGGUGGUUCGUCUGGAGGCUCUUCAUCUAGUGGUAGCUCUGGAAGUUCAUCCACUACAACCGCUACAUCAAGCUCAGCCACCCCUGCUUCUGGCUCUGGCUCUGGCUCUGGCUCUGGCUCUGGCUCUGGCUCUGGCUCUGGCUCUGGCUCUGGUUCUGGUUCUGGCUCUGGCUCUGGCUCUGGCUCUGGCUCUGGCUCUGGCUCUGGCUCUGGCUCUGGCUCUGGCUCUGGCUCUGGCUCUGGCUCUGGCUCUGGCUCUGGCUCUGGCUCUGGCUCUGGCUCUGGCUCUGGCUCUGGCUCUGGCUCUGGUUCUGGUUCUGGCUCUGGUUCUGGCUCUGGUUCUGGUUCUGGUUCUGGGGCAGGCUCAUCCACUACCACAACCCCCAUUAACACCGCUCUACCCACGACCACCAGUACUGCGCCUAAAGUCAUCGCCACCGAAGGCACUGCAGCUGGCCAAGCCUGCUCCACUGGCGGCGCCAUCGUCUGCGGAGCCAAUGGCCAGACGUGGUCUAUGUGUGCCGAAGGCCGUAUAACAAGCAUGGGCUCCGUCGCCGCCGGCACCACCUGCUCAAACGGCGCCAUUAGCAAGCUCUAAACUAUCCUACAUCCAUUCUUUUGUUCUUCAUCGAGCCAAGUCUGAGGUACCCUCGUUAUCUCUUGUUCAUACACUCGUUCCUUCGGCCACAUUUGGCCAUCACUCUUCACGUUACGGCCUUUCUUGUCCAAUCACAUUGUAAUGCAGCCACAACACGUGCAGUAAGCAUGUGUCGAAAAGUAGCCGACAAGGGCAGGUCCCUGUCUGCGCUUCUUCAUUUCAUGUCUUUUUAAGGUUCCAGGGCUUGGAUUUCCUAAGGCGGUAUUCUUGGUUAACCAUAGUAGUUGGUGCAGUAGUUAGUUUAGAUAGAAGAAUAAACGAUCAUGCCAUCACCACCUACAUCCCAUUA